This is a messenger RNA of Thunnus maccoyii (southern bluefin tuna), 2485 nucleotides long. Its product is annotated as histamine N-methyltransferase-like. Lineage: Eukaryota; Metazoa; Chordata; Actinopteri; Scombriformes; Scombridae. The transcript has 7 exons. The coding region runs from base 119 to 1003 and encodes 294 amino acids. The record is from RefSeq and is a predicted model, not a curated record. Gene Ontology annotation, molecular function: N-methyltransferase activity.
AGGGUUUUUUUCUGCCAGUCUUGACCCUCCUUACAGGGAAGCUGUAACACCAGUGGGAGGGUUUCACUCCAGCCUUCAGAUAUCUCCGGACGCACUUCAACGUGACGUAUUGUGUGCCAUGGCAUCUUCAUUGAGGAGUCUGGUUUAUGAUGAUAGCAGGUACCUGAAAUCCUUCCAGCUUUUUCUCGAGCGUUCCUCCGAACAUCAGUGCAUGCAGGACUUCAUCCACAAUAUCCUGCCAGACAUACUGGCCAGCAUCGGAGAUGGAAAGUCCCAUCUUAAUGUCAUUGGAGUCGGAAGUGGCGCUGGUGAGAUUGACCUAGAGAUGUUCUCUGAGCUCCGACUGAAGCACCCAGGGGUGACAGUGGAUAACGAGGUGGUGGAGCCUAGCAGCCAGCAGCUACAUAACUACAAAGUUUUGGUGUCACAGAAACCAGGUUUAGAUUACAUCACAUUUAACUGGAACAAGAUGACUGCCUCUGAGUUUGAGGAGCACUGGAAAGUGAAAAAGAUGACGAAGAAGGCUGACUUCAUUCACAUGAUACAGAUGCUGUACUAUGUGAAGGAUCCUGGAGCUACCAUCGCCUUCUUCCAGAGCCUCCUCAACAAGAACGGGAAGCUUCUUAUUAUUCUAGUGUCUGGCGAGAGCGGUUGGGGAAAGCUGUGGCAGUGCUAUAGGAACAAGCUCUGUAACUCAGAAAUCAGUCAGUGUGUGACUACUGGAGACAUCAAAAGCAUCCUGGACUCCAAGGGAGUGAGCUACAAGAGCUAUGAGCUGCCAUCUCAAAUGGAUAUCACCGAGUGUUUUACAGAGGGGGAUGAGAUGGGAGAGCUGCUACUUGAUUUUCUCACUGAGGUGCUGGACUUCAGUAACACGGCCCCACCUGAGUUGAAAGCUGGUGUCUUGGAGUUACUCCGGCACCCAGAUUGUAGUGUGGAGUCCAAUGGCAAAGUUAUCUUUAACAACAACCUUGGAGUGAUAGUCAUAGAUUCGCCCAGUUAAAAGCAGGCUGUAUGUAAAAUUUGCAGUAGAUCACAAUGUUGUUGUUAAAGUAGAUUUAAAAUGACAAAUAUAAUUGAAUGUAUUUAAUUAAAAUGCUUUUUGCCUAUGGAACAAAUAUGUUACAUGAUCAGUUGGGAGUCAAUUUUAGUUUUGACCAUAUACAGUAUGUUUUCUUUGAGAACAGUUAUGUUUUGUUGAUACUAGUUUUACUCAUUAAUUGUAUAUAUUCUUCUAUGCCUGUGCAAAAUGAAAAUGGCUUGAUUGUCAUUUUCUUUUCUAAACCCAUUUUUGUUUCAUUGCUUAUGAUUUAGUCAAAUUCUCCCUUAAAUGUGAAGAUCAGUUUUAAUCAGAUUCAGACAUCAGUUUCACAUUUUACCAUCAUAUAAUUUUUUAAUGGGCUACAGUUGGCAGGCUUUGCUACUAACCCCAUUACAGUGCUGCUCUCAUUUGAUUAUAUUACUUUAGAAAUAUAAAAAUAAAUGGAAAAUUGAACAUUUAAUUUUCUUCCAUGUAGGUUGAGCUGUUAAUUUUACACAAGCUGCACACUCCUGUUAGAGUGUCUGGAUUUUGUGUCUUUGCUUUUUCAGUAUUAUACAUUUGUACAUGUUCAUUUACAUCCAUGGGAGAACUUGACUAGACAAAUUAAAUACAUGGACAUGCUUACACUGGCAUUUCUGUUUUGCAUAGUAGCUGUUGUGGAAUUAACAUUUGAAAAAGGAAAUGAAUGCAGUUUUUUCAGCUUGUCCCAUUUCCAUAUGAAUCAAUCUUAAAAUACAUACAAAUUACUGUACUACAACCUACUGUUUCAACAGCUAGAAUUUUUCUCAGUCAGAAGGAUUUUGACAGAAGAGGCAUAAAAAAAGUGAUGACAAAAUUUACUGACAAAAUUGUCUGGAGGAUCAAGUAAUGUUUCUGACCACAUAAAAUUAAACAUAUCAACCGACCCGUCAAGUACAGCUGGGAUUUUAUUCUGACGGUUGUAACUCUACACAAGUCAGAUGAAAUUGCGUUCUGACAAUCUAUGUUCUUUCAGCUUUACAACUUGUUUGAGUGGUGAGUAUAUAAUGAUACAUGUAAUAUACUGGUCAGAUUAACACAGGCAGCACAGUAGCAGCUGUUGUCAGUGUUUGCCUUUAGCCAGAAUAGUUAUUACAGACACAGCUGAAGCAUUGGCUCCAUCUUCAGGGCAGCAGUGGUAACUGUAAAAUACAGGGAUGGGCAGAUCAAGGGUAGAGAUCACUGAAUAAUACAUUUAUAAAUGUUAGCCAACAUUUAAUGAUAACAUUUAUUUUCUAAUAAGUCAUCAAAUCAGCAGUGAUAAAUUAUAACAAUUAUAAGUUAUUAAGUCAUUAAUGGAGGGUCUUUGGUUUCUUGGUCUUGGGGUUUCACCUGCAUUUAAAAAGGUUAAUAAAUCAAAGAGUUCUUAUCAAAUCUGCAGUUGUGAAUCUUAACAUAUUGUUAAUAAACAGAUUUUGAUCAAGA